GAGGAAGCUGCUUCUAAUCUGGCUCAGCUGGAUAAGUGUGGACGUUCCUCUGCAUUUCUGAAUGUAACUUGGCGUGAUCAGCGCGACUUCCCAGGGUACCUGGUGGCCCCGGCACUUUGUGGGUGGCUAUUCGUUGUCAAGACACUGCUCAUUAUAAUUCGGAAAAAGAAAAACCAACGUUUUCCAGCAUUUCUCUUGGAGGGAAAACUAAACAGCAAGAAAAAUGUCUGUUUUCCCUAAGAUAUCUUUAAGACCAGAGGUUGAAAACUAUCUUAAAAAAGGCUUUAUGAAUAAGGAGGUUGUAUCUGCUUUGGGUAAACAAGAAGCAGAAAGGAAGUUUGAAACUCUGUUAAAUCGCCUGUCACACCCUCCAUCAUUCACAACAGUCAGAGUGAAUACACAUUUAGCCUCAGUACAACAUGUGAAAAAUCUGUUAUUUGAUGAACUUCAGAAGCAGUUUAAUGGAUUAAGUGUUCCUAUUCUUCAACAUCCAGAUCUUCAGGAUAUCUUACUUAUUCCGGUUAUUGGACCCAGGAAUAAUAUAAGAAAACAACAGUGUGAAGUCAUUGUUGGCGCCCAGUGUGGCAAUGCAGUGUUAAGAGGAGCCCAUGUCUAUGUUCCAGGAAUUGUGUCAGCUUCAAAAUUUAUGAAAGCAGGAGAUGCUAUUUCCAUAUAUUCUGAUAUUAAAGGAAAGUGUAAGAAAGGAGCCAAAGAAUUCAACGGAGCAAAAGUAUUUCUUGGAAAUGGGAUUUCUGAACUGAGCCGCAAAGAAAUCUUCAACGGGCUACCUCAACUGAAAGGUAUAGGUAUAAGAAUGACAGAACCAGUAUAUCUCAGCCCGUCAUUUGACAAUGUACUGCCCAGUUACCUAUUUUUACAGAAUUUGCCAUCUGCUGUAGUAACUCAUGUUCUGAAUCCUCAGCCUGGAGAGAAGAUUCUAGAUUUGUGUGCAGCGCCUGGAGGCAAAACAACACACAUUGCAGUGCUAAUGCAUGAUCAGGGAGAAGUAAUAGCACUGGAUAAAAUACCCAACAAAGUAGAAAAAAUAAAGCAGAAUGCUUUGUUGUUAGGGCUGAAUUCCAUCAGGGCAUUUUGCUUUGAUGGAACAAAGGCGGUUAAACUUGAUAUGGUUCAGGACACAGAAGGUGAACCUCCAUUCUUACCAGAAUCUUUUGAUCGAAUUCUUCUGGAUGCACCCUGUAGUGGAAUGGGACAGAGACCAAACAUGGCUUGUACUUGGACUUUGAAGGAAGUGACAUCAUAUCAACCAUUACAGCGGAAACUCUUUACUGUGGCAGUGCAGCUGCUGAAGCCAGGGGGUGUGCUGGUUUAUAGCACAUGCACUGUAACACUGGCAGAAAAUGAAGAACACGUUGCCUGGGCCCUCACAACAUUUCCUUGCCUUCAGCUUCAGCCCCAGGAACCACAGAUUGGAGGAGAAGGAAUGAUGGGAGCUGGCCUAACAUUUGAACAAUUGAAACAGCUGCAGCGAUUUGAUCCAUCUGUUGUACCAUUACAGGACACUAACAUUGAUUCUCUACAAGAUGCCAGAAUAGAAGACAUGAUUUGGCUGGCAAACAAGGACUGUAUAGGUUUUUUUAUUGCAAAAUUUGUAAAAUGCAAAAGCACAAAGGAGAAGGAUGUUCAGAAAUGAAAAUUCCAAAUGUGCUGUUUGUGUGUAUGUUUUAAACCAAAGUGUUGUCAUGCCAACUGAGUGAUGGCAUGGUUGCCAAGGAAACAGAAAAGGCUGUCAGCUGUUUCAUCAGGGACUGAGAGACAUUCAGGAAGUAGGAGGUAGUAUGAGAUUAUAUUUUGUGUGUGUAUGUGUGUUUUAAAGAUAUGCACAUUUAUUUGUUCAAAUAACAAAUAGAUAAACUGAAUAACAAAAUAUUCUAG
Messenger RNA from Cynocephalus volans (Philippine flying lemur), 1896 nucleotides. RefSeq names its product NOP2/Sun RNA methyltransferase 6 (gene NSUN6). The record is from RefSeq and is a predicted model, not a curated record. The transcript has 11 exons. Bases 224 to 1654 code for a protein of 476 amino acids. NCBI's taxonomy places the organism in Eukaryota, Metazoa, Chordata, Mammalia, Dermoptera, Cynocephalidae. Gene Ontology annotation, biological process: RNA methylation. Gene Ontology annotation, molecular function: RNA binding; RNA methyltransferase activity.